This is a messenger RNA of Xenopus tropicalis (tropical clawed frog), 1557 nucleotides long. Its product is annotated as selection and upkeep of intraepithelial T-cells protein 6. Bases 352 to 1125 code for a protein of 257 amino acids. The record is from RefSeq and is a predicted model, not a curated record. The transcript is spliced from 10 exons. Gene Ontology annotation, cellular component: membrane. Lineage: Eukaryota; Metazoa; Chordata; Amphibia; Anura; Pipidae. Gene Ontology annotation, biological process: regulation of T cell activation; regulation of leukocyte cell-cell adhesion.
UCAAACCAGAAUUGCCUCAUUUUUGGGCAAGUGAACCAGAUAUGCUUUAAUCUUAGAUGAAGUAGAGAAGAUUACAUGCAAUUUUUCUGAUACCAAUGGAAAGUUCUACGUAGAUGGAUUGCUUAUUUCAAACCAGAAUUGCCUCAUUUUUGGGCAAGUGAACCAGAUAUGCUUUAAUCUUAGAUGAAGUAGAGAAGAUUACAUGCAAUUUUUCUGAUACCAAUGGAAAGUUCUACGUAGAUGGAUUGCUACAUAAUAGAACAGCUCCUCUCUCAAUAAGGCGGUCAUCUCCUGGAGUAUUGUAUUCAUUUCAGAACGGGAUUCACAAGAUUAGACUGUUUGUUAGGGAUUAUGGCAUCCAUCAUGUACAAGAUUACAACUGUCUUCUUAAUUCUUUGGUCAAUGAAUAAAGUGUCUCUUUCAGUCAGGUUUCAGGUCUCAUCAACACCAUCAGUAUCUGCGGCACUUGGGUCAGAUGUGGAGUUGCCUUGUCGUAUGAUUCCCGAGAUGAAUGGAGAAAACAUGGAAAUUCGUUGGAUUAAGUCUACAUACCGGCCCUAUGUUCAUCUUUGUUAUUAUGGGAAAGACGAUUACACAAUACAGAUGCCACAGUUUGCUAAAAGAACAGAACUGCUAAAAGAGAACAUCACUAGGGGAAUUUUCCUUUUGAGGAUCCAUAAAGUCACAGCUCAGGAUUCUGGGAAUUACUAUUGUUUUGUUGAGUCCACUGAACAUCAUGGCAAAACAAUAGUAGAGCUGAAUGUUACUGGAAGUCCCUCUAAGCAUCAGGAUCUGGCUCCUAAAUGUCUAGAAGCCCCCCAGUCAUGUCUGAGUAAAGAAAAAAGUCUUCCAGAAACAUCCCGGGAUAAACACAGAAUUAUUAUUAUAAUCUGUGCCAGCCUUACCAUCGUUUCUUUUGUCUGUAUUUGCCUUCUAUUGAAAAGACUUGGUUAUUGCCAGCCACAACCUUCUGAUAAACUUACAGCAAGAGCAUAUACCUUCUGCCACAGCAAACAUGAAUCUGUGAAUGGGAAUGUGGUGGGAUUCAACAUCAAAUGUGAGGGGCCAGUAACCGAGGACAGAACAACCCCCCUUGUUAUGAAUGGGAAAGUGAAUCACACAUAGAAACCGUGUAUCUGUAUGUUACAGGGUCAGUUUCAAUAUAAAUCGCAUUUAAUGAUCACCGUGCUUGCCUUAUAGAUCGUGGAUGACUUGGGAUUUACAUACAGAGCCACAGACUACUUUCUUGAGGACCUUCCUUCAUUUUCUCUUCAUUUUUCACUGAGACAGAUUAUUUACAGAUUAUUACAGAUUAUUAUUACAGAUUAUUACAGAUUAUUAUUAUUACAGAUUAUUUACAGAUAACCAUCAGAUCCAAACUAAUGAAAAAAGUGUUAUGAAUUGUAUAUAUGUAUGUAUAUCUUUAAGUGCUACUUAUGUAUGCAGAGCUGUACAGUAGAAUGAUAGAUAAUGUAGAUAACUAGAAAGGGAAGUUUGAGAACAAACUCCAUGUUGGGUUGAAAAUGUGAAGUCACUCAAUAAAAUCUAGAAACCUUG